CUAGAAAACUGUGAUAAAGAGAAAGAACCUUUGAAAAAUACAAAUGAUAAAUUAAAAAAAGAACUAGAAAAUUGCAAUAAAGAAAAAAAAAUCUUACAAGAUGAAAAUAAAAAACUUGAAAACGAAAUUAACAAACUAAAAGAAAACCUGAAAAAAUGUAAAGAAGAACCAAAUGAAAACUUACUAAACGAACUUAAAGAAUUGGGAAAAGAAUUAGAAUAUAUAAAAACUAAUGAAUUAGAAUCUAAAAUAGAUAAAAUCGUUGUAGUCAGUGAAGAAAUAAAAAAC
This is a messenger RNA of Racocetra persica, 288 nucleotides long. NCBI's taxonomy places the organism in Eukaryota, Fungi, Glomeromycota, Glomeromycetes, Diversisporales, Gigasporaceae. The record is from the annotation of a GenBank genome assembly.